Messenger RNA from Hydractinia symbiolongicarpus, 1221 nucleotides. Its product is annotated as peroxisomal membrane protein PEX14-like. The record is from RefSeq and is a predicted model, not a curated record. The coding region runs from base 41 to 709 and encodes 222 amino acids. Gene Ontology annotation, molecular function: signaling receptor binding. NCBI's taxonomy places the organism in Eukaryota, Metazoa, Cnidaria, Hydrozoa, Anthoathecata, Hydractiniidae. Gene Ontology annotation, biological process: protein import into peroxisome matrix, docking. The transcript has a single exon. Gene Ontology annotation, cellular component: peroxisomal membrane; peroxisomal importomer complex.
UGAAUGCAAUUUUUACCAUAGUUUUCUUUAUGAUAGAGAAAUGAGUUCAGAAGUAAAGCAUACACCUGAUGGUAUCGAUUCGAGCAAAAUCGAUGUGGCUGUUCGCUUUUUAAAUAACCCAAAUGUUUAUUAUACUGAUAAAACUCGAAAGAUUGAAUUUUUGAAAUCUAAAGGAUUGUCAGACGAAGAAAUAGAAUUUGCAUUAAAUAAAGCAAAUGUUGAACAUCACAAAGAAGAUGACAAACAAGACAAUGGUUGGAGUUAUUCUGAUUAUUUUAAAGGAUUUGUUCUCAGUGCUGGAAUAUUAUCUGCAGCAAAUUAUGCAUACAAAGCUUAUUUCUUGCCGUAUAUUGCACAUGAGAUGAAGGACGAUCGAAGGAUUGAAAAUUUAAAUGAGACUGUUCAAGUUUUAAAGGAUGAUUUAAAGCAAAGUACUUAUGAACUUAACGGGACAUUAAAGCAUAUACAAGGUUUACUGGAAGAACAGCAAAAGUUAUUGGUUAGUUCUUCUAUGAAAAAUGAGGCUUCUUCGUUGACUGGCCUAUCAGAUUUAAAGACAGAAUUGGCUACAAUCAAAAGUAUGAUGCUCAGCAAACGUCAAUUCCCACCAGCACCAUUUACAUCACAAGGAACAACAGAGAUCCCUGCCUGGCAACAAGUGACAAGCAAAACAGAAGUAGAAGAAUCAGAAGAAGUCAAAACAGCCUAGCAUGAGUUAUAUAAAUCUGGUUGUAAUAUCAAUGAUACCUGACAGUUUGAUGAACUAAAGAAAAAAACAUAAUCUGAAAGUAACCAUUUUGUAAUAACCAAAUGGUCCCAAUUUCUCCACUGUUUUUUUUGUUGUUGAAAAUAUACUGUUAUUUUUAUGUUUAUGCCUUAUAUUAUUUUUAUGAUGGUGAAAUAUUAUACUUAAAGUUUUAAUUAUGAAUUCUCUUGUUUUUGUAUACAUGAUUUCCAACACUGUUACUCCUUUACCUUAAGCAAACUAAUUGUUACCUAUAUUUACUUAUGUGAGAGAAAAUUUAUCCAGGUUUAACAGAAAUUUUUAUGUAUACUCAGGGCUGGAAUCAAAAAUAUAAAAUCAGUUUGCAAAAAUUUAGAAAUUAUUGAAAUAGAUAAUAUAAACAAUUGAUAAAAAAAUGUAACUUGCAAAAAUUUUUGGGGAAAGGUUACUGUAGUAAAAAGAAUACAAAACUUAUGAAGGAAUGCCAGUUUUUCUUU